This is a messenger RNA of Diprion similis, 2595 nucleotides long. It is a transcript of the gene e, whose product is annotated as tyrocidine synthase 2. The coding region runs from base 1 to 2568 and encodes 855 amino acids. The record is from RefSeq and is a predicted model, not a curated record. NCBI's taxonomy places the organism in Eukaryota, Metazoa, Arthropoda, Insecta, Hymenoptera, Diprionidae. The transcript has 11 exons.
AUGGAUUCUACGAAGCAGCAAUCAGUUCUCAAGGGACACAACAUCGACACGAGCGUAGAAGUUAAUUUCCUUCAUAAAUUAUUCUCUCAAGUAGCAGCCAACAAUUUUAACCACACAGCAGUUAUCUACGAAGAUGAAUUUGGCAAUGAAAGAAGUUUAACUUACGGUCAGCUUGAAAUGAGAGCCAAUCAACUGGCAAGAGUCCUACUGAAACGCUGUCGUCGACCCAACAACGUCGAUGGUCUCGUGGCAAUUUCAAUGCAGCCUACCGAACGCCUUCUAACUUUGCUGUUGGCGACGCUGAAGGCUGGAAUGGCGUACCUUCCCAUGGAUCCAGGAUUUCCGGCAUCAAGGGUUAAGCAUAUCCUGGAUGAGGCUGAGCCUCUUCUCGUGGUUGCCGAAGAAGGAGCCAACCUGACAGUAUUCGAUGGGACAUCUUGCAUCACGUGCGAAGAACUAUUGGAAGAAGCUGAUAACGAGUCAACGGAGCCUAUGAAUGUGGACUCAUGUUUCGAACUGGCAAUCGUUCUGUACACAUCGGGUAGCACAGGAUUUCCGAAAGGAAAGCUACUCCAGAAAGCUGUGAUGAAUCGUGUGCGUUGGCAGUGGAGACUGAUGCCUUAUUCAGCGACGGAAGAUAGGUGCGUUUUCAAAACGGUUCUGACUUUUGGUGACAGUGUAGCGGAAAUCUGGGGUCCCUUGCUGCAGGGAAAGAGCGUCGUCGUUGUUCCAAAUCACAUCACGAAAGACCCCAAGAGGUUUAUUCACCUUCUGGAAAAGCACAAGAUAGAACGUUUGAUGCUCGUUCCAUCGUUGCUGAAGACUCUCCUGGUGUACCUGGACCAGCAAGACGACAAGGACAUUCCAAGGAGCCUGAGACUCUGGGUGUGUUCAGGCGAAACAUUGAUGGCUUCUUUGGUCAAACAAUUCUUUACAAGAUUCCCAUCCGGUGAGCACGUCCUGGGCAAUUUGUACGGUAGCACGGAGGCCAUGGAUGUCACGUACCAUUCCGUCAAUCACCUUGAACAGUUUCAGAAUCUAGACAAAAUACCGAUUGGUAGACCAUUAGACAACACCACCGUGUACAUCAUGGAUAAGGAGAUGCGGCUGGUAGCGGAAGGCGAAGUUGGGGAGUUGGUUUGCGCGGGAAAAAACUUGGCGGCUGGUUACAUCAGAGGGCGAGACCUGCACCGUUUUUUAGAUAAUCCAUAUUCCGUCGAUCCAGAAUACUCAAGGCUUUAUCGUACCGGUGAUUACGCAAGGAUGGUCAAAGGCACAUUAAUUUAUGAGGGAAGGACAGAUGCGCAAAUUAAGAUCCGCGGUCACCGGGUCGAUUUUGCAGAGGUCGAAAGAGCUGUCGUAUCGUUCUCAGCGGUUGAUAAGGCAGUUGUGCUCUGUUCAAAGCCCGGAGAGCUUUCGCAGGCUCUAAUUUCCUUCGUGACGACUGAAGGCGACCAGCGUGUUUCCGGUCUGCAAAUUGAAUCUUAUCUGCGCACCGUUCUUCCACCUUACAUGAUACCACAGGUGAUAGUCAUCGAAUCCAUUCCUCUACUGGAUAACGGAAAAACUGACAGACAGAGUCUGCUUAAGCAAUAUGAGAUUCCGAUCGAUGGGGAGGAAACUGCCGUCGAUUGCGACUACCAAAAUGUCCCAUCGCCGUAUCUUCCUGCAGCCCGAGUUCUUUUCCCCACCGUAGCAUCGGUAAUCGGACGUAGCGCUCGAUCGGCGAUCACCGUUGAUGCGAACUUUUACGAGCUGGGUGGAAACUCUCUGAAUUCAAUCAGUACCAUCACCAGACUUCGCGACCAGGGCUACCGAAUCGGAAUAACGGACUUCAUCAGCGCGAAGAACAUGGGAGAGAUGCUGCGGAAGAUGAAGAUCGAUAAUUCUGAUCUUUGUGACAGCGAUGACGAUUCUACCGAUAGAGGAAAGUACGUCAUUGAAGAGCUGAAUGACUCGCACAAACCGGAUGUCAUCUCGAUGAUGACGGAUGGAAUUUGCUUGAAGGCUAACCUGCAGAAGUCGUUAAUGUCUGGCGUUAGGGCAGAAGAUUACUCGAAAUUAAUGACUGAACUCUGGGAUCCUAUGGUAGAAAAGAGCUUAAGUUUCAUACUCAAAUCUUCGUCUGGCCAGGUACUCAGCGUGGCGUUCAAUUUUGACGCGAGAGAUGAACCUCGGGUGAAGAUGAACUCGAAGCUGGGGAUAUUGUAUCAGUUUUUAGAGCAUAUCGAGGGACCGAUCCGAGAUCAACGGCUGCCCAAAGGCAAGGGACAAAUUUUUCACGCUUUCUUGAUGAAAACGAAGGCCUGCGUUCUCACUCCAACUGAGAACAUCUUUCUUAUAAGGGAGAUGGAGGAACACGUGAUAAGAAUCGCCAAGCAGAAGAGAUUCGCUGGCGUAUUUACAACAAAUACGAACCCGUUGACACAGCAACUGGGAACUGAUAUCUACAACUACGAAGUCCUGCUCGACUACCAAGUCAACAAAUGCGUCGCGCUUGAUGGUUCAAUGCCGUUCAAAGACGUGCCUGACAGUCAGAGAGCCAUAUGCUCCUGGAAAAAGGUUUAGAAGUUCUAAAAAGCUGCUCUACAAGUU